AUGAAGUUCAUCUUCGCCCUCAUCGCCCUCCUCACCACCACAAGCCUCGCCGCCCCUACCUCACUCAAACGCCCAAGUGAGGGUGUUUGCUGGCUCUGCGGUCUCAAAUACUGGGAAUGCAUGGACUAUUACGUGGACAGCUAUUCAGAAGCCCUAGGCAAGCCAACCGACAUCCCUCAGUUCUAUCAGAGUCAGUGGAAAUGCGUGGAGCUGAUGGAGGAGCACUAUCGUCCGUGUUAUCUGCGUCAGUGUAAGGUGGAAUUUGAUAAAUGGGGAGAGCCGCAUUGGCAUCAUCAUGCUUAG
Alternaria rosae is the source of this 303-nucleotide messenger RNA. RefSeq lists its product as uncharacterized. The record is from RefSeq and is a predicted model, not a curated record. Bases 1 to 303 code for a protein of 100 amino acids. The transcript has 2 exons. NCBI's taxonomy places the organism in Eukaryota, Fungi, Ascomycota, Dothideomycetes, Pleosporales, Pleosporaceae.